GUUUGUCUAGCACCAGAAGAGGAUUUCUGAUUGGGAAGAGAAGCGAUUCUGUAAGACAGGUAAUUCUGCCCAGCUGGCGAAUUCCUUCUUCUGCACUGGUGACUGGCGGGAUGAUGGAGUGCCGGCUGACAAAGUCAUCCAUCCUCACCAAGCUCACUUUCACGUAACUUCUCUCAACUGCCAGGAGUGCCAGGCCUUCACAAUUUCACCCGUCGCAUCAGUUAACAAAAUGAACAUCCAUUGCCUUCCAGCCGAGCUAGUCGACAACAUAGCUUGUUGCCUUGAAAGCAGAGAUAUCCUCAACCUCCGCCUGGUUUGCGGACACUUCUAUAAAUAUUCCGCCGGGGCUUUUACUACCGCCUUCUUCUCGUCCAUAACCUUUGACUUCUGUCCCGGACCUUUUCAACGCCUUCAGCGCAUCGCUCAAGAUGACCACCUGCGCCUGCAUGUCUUGCAAGUCACCAUUGGAAGAAGCGCAUCCUGCCAUCACUCGGCCUAUCUACCAACAGGAUCCGAACGCUACUGCCAGACACGCAUUCCGGUAGACCAUCCGCUCAAUCUUUCGCCCGGCGUGAACGCCAUCAUUGCCGACCUUGCCAACACGCUGUCCGGAUUUCCCAACCUCGGCCGUCUCUGCAUCAAAGAUGAUAUCUUGCCGAGUCCCGAGCCAUGGACCGUCCCCUUCGACGGCCCUUUUCUCUUAGACACCGUCCAUGUCGGCCUCCUUGCAGUCGCAAGAGCAAAUCUUCCCCUCAAAUCCUUCCGUAUCCUGUGCGCCUUACCCACCUAUCACUGGGUCAGCAACCUUCACCCGUCCGACCUCAGAAGUGCGCCCGGCCCUUUGUGGGAGUCACAUCUAAUCGACCUUGCCCUGGUAUACGACUUCGCGCAUGACGAUUUAAUACGUUUCGUCCCUCCCUUGGCAGGGCUCGUUGUCCACGCUAAAUCCCUUCGCGCCCUUCACCUCCGUUUCUUCCCGUGCAAGCUUUACCGACUUCUCGCGGCUGCAAUUCCCGCUGAGAUUCCCAAUAGGGAAUCGAAACUGGAAAUCCUGGACUUCAAAUCGACCCAGGACAUGGUACCCGACGUCUUGAUUGCCUUUGUCUCGCUUUUUUGUCAUUCUCUUGAGCAUCUAUAUGUCCAGGACAUUAAGCUUGUCAGUUCUGGGAAAGAUUGGGCCACGAUACUUUCACACUGGGCGCAGACAUUGUCUAAACUGAGAUCAUUUGGCUUCCAUCACCUGCGACAGUACGGCGAGAAGCUAACGUUCUUCGAUGGCGUCGUAAGCUGGGACGACCCGCCUGAGGGCAAGAUGGAGUAUACGGUUGUGAAUUAUGGGGUUGCUGGUAGUAAUGGGGUUGCCGGCGUGAAAUAUCAGGGGGGAGCAGAGGGUGCCGGGCGGGUUUUGGCGAGGAUGGUGGCCACUAGCUAUGAUAUACUGUUCUACAUAGAUCCUCAGGUGGGCCAUCAGGUUUCUGACGGAGCCGUGUCCCGGCUGGGAUCUAUUAGGGAUGAGUACCUGAUUGGGGGAAGGCUGACUGCGAAGAGGGUGAGAAGGGAUUUUAAGCCUACACAGUUGUACCUGGGGGAGAAGGACCAGCCCCCGCCUGUGCCGUUCUCUCUAUGGCAUACUGUAUGCCAACAAGCACCAUGAAUGGAGAUACCCGUCGUACUAGGCCCUUCAUAGGGGUUGAAGAUCAGAAAGAUAAACACCUUCCUGGCACACUUACUUAAGCUCUGGGCUGCUGCAAUAACCAUUACUGACUCCCUCCCAACUCG
Molecule: messenger RNA, 1779 nt
Organism: Canariomyces notabilis
Lineage: Eukaryota; Fungi; Ascomycota; Sordariomycetes; Sordariales; Chaetomiaceae
Exons: 2
Coding region: 230-1654 (474 amino acids)
Molecular function (GO): protein binding
Source: RefSeq, a predicted model, not a curated record